AUGGCCGAGCUCGCGCAUUUUCAGCUAAGCCAAGCGCUGAAUGUAAUUGCACCUGAGGAUAAGGCGGCUUAUCUAGAAGCUGCCACGAAAGUCCCAGGCCUCGUCCAGAAGGAAUCCAAUUUUGUAUCCUUUUUUCGAUGUGAUCGAGGCGAUUCAGACAACGCAUGCCGCCGACUGAUCGCGUAUUGGCAGAUGAGGUGCGAGAUAUUUCAAGAACGAGCCUUUCUCCCUUUAAACUUACUCGGCAACGGAGCGCUCACAUCCGAUGAGGUAGAUUUACUCCAACAGGGUAGUGUCGUUUUGCUUCCAGCGGACAGUGCCAAGCGAAGUGUUGUUUUUCUCGACUACUCCAAGUGCCCCGAGAUUUGCAAAAAGAAUCAUAACGUUUGGAUGCGACUUAUCUUCUACCUUCUCCAUCUUGUUUCGGAGAGCGAAAAGGCGCAAUCGGAGGGCUUCAUUGUUUUAUGCAGAGCUAUCAACGUGACUGCGGCAGACCUUCCGCUCGAGUCUGUCUUGGCUCUUUCAGACUUGAUGCUGAAUUCGUUUCACGCUCAAGCAAAGCGUAUUCACGUUAUUGUUCCGCCGCGAACCGUCACAACAAACUCUUUUAUGUCUGGCGUUUUGAAGCGAUUGGGCAGUUCGUUGGGGGGGAAGGUAGUUUUUCAUCUCUUGGACGAAGAGACGGCGACUAGAGACCAGCUUCACUCGUACGGGCUUAUCAAAGAGGGGCUACCGACGUGUUUUGGUGGCACAUGGUCCCAUGAACUGUUUGAGAGAAUUCUUUUAACUCGAAAUCAUCAGGAUUUGGUCAAUGAACAGCUUAGGGUAACCGCCAAACGUGACGCUGAGCGCACAGAGUCUUUUGAUGUCCUAAAGGAAGUUCUGAAUGAAAAGGAAAGUCUGAAGUCGUCCGGUGAAAAUUUGAAAUUCUUGUCAAAGGAAGGCACAGAAUUCGUUACGAUACUUAAAGACCUAAAUGAGGCGAUGACGUUGUUACCUGAGAGUCUAAUCAAAGUAUACAAAAGAGCCCUGAAAGAUUGUCCUGAGGUCGUUGAACGGGAGUCUCAUCCUUUGACAUUCCUUCGCUUCGAAUAUUGGGAUCCAUGGGCAGCAGCAUCUCGAUUGGCGACUUACUGGAUGGAGAGGUUUGAAUUUUUUGGCAAAAAAGCGUUUCUUCCAAUGGUUGGGGGUGCUGCAUUGCAAGGUUCAGAUCUUCAAGUAAUAAACAGAAACUCGCUCCUUGUUUUGCCGAAUCAUAAAACGGGGCGCAGCGUUUUGUACAUGGAUCGAUCGAGGGUGCCAUUUGAUAGCAAGAGCACAAGGCCCCAGAAGCUUCGGAUGCUGUUUGCGUGUCUUACUGAGCUUUCUAGAAACAGUAUGUCACAAGAAGAGGGGUUUUGUCUCCUUGCACGAUUAUGCAGCGAGGGCCCAAGCGGAUUUGACAGAUAUGUAUUGACGCGAUCUUUGGAUCUUGUACGUAAAGCGUUUCCUAUUCGAAUUGCCAAGGCAGUUUUUGUUAAUAUAGCUCAACAAGGGGUAAAGCGGACUUUAUUGAAGAGCUUCGUACCAUUUUGGAUAAAGCUUCUCGGCCCAGCAAUUAGAGACAUGGCGCAAUUCAUCUUUUGUGAAACCGGGCCAGAGCUCUUAUUGACCUUAGAAAGUGAUGGUUUCAAGGCCGAUGCAAUUCCACAGGACCUGGGGGGCUCAUGGACUCCGGAAGAACAUGCAGUAACCAAAUCGAGCCACGUGGUAAGUGCAACCGAGCAGUUCAAAAUGUCAGCUCGGUCCCGUUUAGAAGAUGCAAUUUCUAUCAUCCCAGAGGACAAAAAGGCUGCGUAUUUAGAAGCCAAAGCACGCUGUUCACAUCUGGUUCAAACUGAAUCAAAUUCUUCUUAUUUUUUACGUCGAGAGGCCUACGAUGUUUGGGCGGCUGCUAAGCGUCUUGUGGCUUACUGGGACGAACGAAAGAAAAUAUUUGGUGAGCGAGCGUUCCGACCCAUGAUCUUGACAGGUGAAGGGGCUUUGUCUCUAUUGGAUAUUGAAGUUUUCAAAACAGGGUAUUUGGUGUUACUCCCUGCCGACUACAAUGGCCGGGCUGUGAUAUGUUAUGAUCCUUCUCGGCUGAGCAGUGAUUGUCGUGAAACAAGACUGCGCUGCUUGUUCUAUGUGAUGACAAUUGCCUGCGAGUACGAGAAAACGUUCGAGGAGGGAUUCAUCGGAAUGGCAAUCAUCAAUAAAUCUGGCUUCCAACGUACGCUCGGACUCCAUGGUCCCCAAGAUUUAGUGUCUAGGGCACUGCCGGUAAAACUUGCUGGUUCACAUGUGGUCCAUUGUCCACGUCAAAUCAGAAAGGAAUGGUUUCUUGAGCGAAUGUUGCCUGUUUUGAUGAGACUAGUUAGCAAAGCUACUACUCGAGUUGUGGCACACGCUGGAGGCUCUAGAGAAGAGCAACUUCACGGCAUUCUUGCUGUUGGCUUGGAAAAGGAAGGCCUGCCCACGACUAUCGGCGGAACUUGGUCGUACGACUCUGACUUUCCCCAGUGGAUAGCUGAUCGGGUUCAAUCAGAACGGGUUCGAUACAAUUUAAUUCCUGCGCAAUCUUUAACAACGGCGAACGCUCCGGAAGACCGGGAAGAAACUCGCAAACGAAAGAUGGGCGCAAUCUAUUCACGGCGAAAGCGAGCUCGCCAAAGAGAGAAGCUCGAUUCUCUACAUACUAAAUCAUAUGAUCUUAGCAGCAGAAAUGAUGCUCUACGAAGAGAAGGUUCACGUUUAGAAAAAUUGCUGGAACGGGCCAAACAUGAGGUUGGUGUAUACCAAGGGACAUCGGCAUCCUCUGGGGCCACUGACAUUGCUAUAAAGAACUUUACCGCUUCCCGAGCCGCAUCGCUUUUUCAAACCUCUUUUUAUCCGCGAAAUAUUGUUGAGCAACAGGCGCCGUCGCAUGUGGCUCGCGAUCAUACCCUGCUGGGACAUUCGGUCCCAACAAGCCUCAAAGAAGGUUCUAAGCGGCCACCGUCAAUGAUGAGCAUAUUACAAUCCAAACUCGGUUCCUCGUCUGCUGUGGGUCCAUUUGAAAUGACGUACGGACAUCAGUCGCGUUCGCAGAUGAAUCCAUCAUUGGGUUCAGCGUUUGUGGGGACGCCUUGGGCUCCUGCUACCACGACCCCAUCUAUGCGUCCGACUUCCAACCAGCAAGCCGUCCCAUACGCUGCAGCCAUGACUUCGAAUAUGGAAGGGUCCACCCAGAACCUUGAUCUCGGCUCUCUCCAAGGUCUACCGUCUUCGGCCCGAAUCGCGCUGGCAAAGUAUAGGCAACAAAGCAGGGAGGACCAAGGCAAUCAGUAA
Molecule: messenger RNA, 3348 nt
Organism: Phaeodactylum tricornutum CCAP 1055/1
Lineage: Eukaryota; Bacillariophyta; Bacillariophyceae; Surirellales; Neidiaceae
Exons: 1
Coding region: 1-3348 (1115 amino acids)
Cellular component (GO): membrane
Molecular function (GO): phosphatidylinositol bisphosphate binding
Source: RefSeq, a predicted model, not a curated record